CCUACGCCUGAAUCGUCUCGUUCGGCUAACUUCAAUCAUUCUCCGGUAAGGAAGUUAUUGGCGGGCAUCUUAGGUGGAGGAAGAUGGCGGCUAGGUGCUCGGUGGAUGUUGGAGGAACAUGUUCAAGGCGGGGGAAGACCCACAGUUUUCGCUGUUUGAAUGGAAUCCGAGCCCUCGCGGAGAGCGGUCGCUUCAAGGGAUGGCUAUUAGAUCAGUUUGGGGUUCUUCAUGAUGGGAAGAAACCAUACCCUGGUGCCAUUUCAACAUUGGAAAAUUUAGCAAAUCAUGGUGCAAAGAUGGUAGUUAUAAGCAAUUCUUCCCGGCGAGCAUCCAUAACAAUUGAGAAACUGAAGGACCUUGGUUUUGAUCCUUCUCUGUUUCUUGGAGCUUUCACAAGUGGAGAACUAACACAUCAAUACCUUGAAAGGAGGGAUGAUCCAUGGUUUUCGGAACUGGGACAAUGUUGCAUUCACAUGACAUGGCAUGAUCGAGGUGCAAUAUCUCUUGAUGGGUUGGGCUUGCAAGUGGUGAACCGGGUAGAUGAAGCAGAUUUUAUUUUAGCGCAUGGUACUGAAGCACUUGGCCUACCUUCUGGUGAUUCACAGCCUAUGAGCCUUGAAGAGCUUGAGAAAAUUUUAGAGCUAUGUAGUAAAAGGAAAAUUCCAAUGGUGGUAGCUAACCCGGAUUUUGUUACUGUUGAAGCUAGAGGUUUGCGUGUAAUGCCUGGCACACUUGCCGAGAAAUAUGAAAAACUUGGUGGCGAAGUGAAAUGGAUGGGGAAACCUGAUACG
Messenger RNA from Dendrobium catenatum, 791 nucleotides. RefSeq names its product acid sugar phosphatase. Gene Ontology annotation, cellular component: chloroplast. The record is from RefSeq and is a predicted model, not a curated record. Gene Ontology annotation, molecular function: phosphatase activity. Lineage: Eukaryota; Viridiplantae; Streptophyta; Magnoliopsida; Asparagales; Orchidaceae.